CACUGAUGAUCAGUGUGCCCUGAUGAUCAGUGUAGCCCCAGUUGUGCCGGCUGUCAGUGGCCAUCAAUGCCAGCUGUCAGUGCUCAUUAAUGCCACCUGCCAGUGCCCAUCAAUGCCACUUAUCAAUGCCCAUCUGAGCUGCCUAUCAGUGCCACCUAUCAGUGCUGCCAAUCAGUGCCACCUGUCAGUGCCGCCUAUCAUUGCCAGUCAGUGCCGCCUAUCAGUGCCCGUCAGUGCUGCCUAUCAGUGCCAUCAGUGCCACCUUACAGUGCCACCUUUCAGUGCCGCCUAUCAGUGCCAUUAGUGCCUCCUCAUCAGUGCCCAUUACUGCAGCCUCAUUAGCGCACAUCAGUGAAGGAGAAAAAUCACUUAUUUACAAAAUUUUGUAA
This is a messenger RNA of Staurois parvus, 389 nucleotides long. NCBI's taxonomy places the organism in Eukaryota, Metazoa, Chordata, Amphibia, Anura, Ranidae. The record is from the annotation of a GenBank genome assembly.